Trichoderma virens Gv29-8 is the source of this 2724-nucleotide messenger RNA. RefSeq lists its product as uncharacterized. Gene Ontology annotation, molecular function: ATP binding; protein serine/threonine kinase activity. The transcript has 3 exons. Bases 1 to 2160 code for a protein of 719 amino acids. Lineage: Eukaryota; Fungi; Ascomycota; Sordariomycetes; Hypocreales; Hypocreaceae. The record is from RefSeq and is a predicted model, not a curated record. Gene Ontology annotation, cellular component: cytoplasm. Gene Ontology annotation, biological process: intracellular signal transduction; protein phosphorylation.
AUGGAUGCUCAUGUUCGACAGGCUUCUGACCAGGGCGCUUCUUGUCCAGCCAUGAGCAAUUCUCCUUUCCAGCCGCCAACCUCGAUACCCCAUGAUGGCUCCAAUGCCCCCUCGACGGCAAGCUCUGACAAUCUGAACCUAACCCCAAGCUCGAGCUAUGACGAAUUAGCCUUGGCAGCCAAUCCUCCCGUCAGCUUCCAGGCCACCACCAUUGCUCCAUCACCUCCAAUUCAGUCUACUCCAUUUGAAGAUGUCGGCCGCCGAGGCAGAUCGCCUCUAGACUCUGGCGCCUAUUAUCACGAUGUCACUGGAUCCCUUCGCAUUUCCACAAACGUUACGUCUUCUUCUUCUUCUACAGCUUCCCCUUCGCUCUACCAUCGCGAGUCUCCUACUGGCCAUACCAGUCUCUCGCCUAUUCGCAUCCCCACGCCCUUGAAUCACAAGUCGUCUUCCAGCAGCAUACGCCUUCUGACACGAACCCCGAGUCUCAAAGCUGCCCUCGCGCAUUCAAUUGGAUCUGCUAGCGGUACUAGCAGCGUUAUUUCAAGUCCCAUGAUUACGGCAAUGGGCGACGUGACGCCUUUGCCGAGUCCUCUCUUAUCAGGAGAGUCCCCUGGACCGUGGAGGAGGCUGGCAGUGGGCUCUGUGUCCCCGCCUCAGCACCGAAGCCUACUGAGCAGUGUUGGAGAGGACUUGCCGACCAUGGGGGCCCCCGUUGGCCCAAUGAAGAACUCCAAUGCCGCGGCUUCUUCCUCGAGGCGUAAAGUAUAUGCCAGCCUCACGGAAAGUAACGAGGCUAGCCAGCCUUUACCUAAACUCGCACAACCACCUCACCCUCAAUCUGAAUCUCAACCUCACACGAGGAACCGAAGCCUUAGUGAAUAUACCACGCCGGAUCCCACGGCUAUUCCAAAGAGGAUUGUCUCCGUGUCUGGCCCCCACGCCAAAGCCGAAUCUCAAGGCCCCCAAAUGAGGAGGGAACAAAACCUGGCAGAGUCACGCGGCCUGGCUCCCAACGUUGCGAAGCCACCGACGCCUCCUCCUAGUGAGAGCUCAAGAGACUCGACUGACACUGCCUCUACCUCACGAUACGAGUAUUUUGAAGCCUUUGACCGGCAUGAUCGAAAACGGAGGCGCUGGCGCUCAGUGCGAACUGUGGGUCAAGGCACAUUUAGCAGAGUCGUAUUGGCUACCAGUCAGAUGGAUCAGCCUAAGCAUCUCUCUGCCGAUUUAGGAAGUACAACCAUGACCGAUCCCCCACUUGAUCGGAAGACAUUGGUCGCCAUCAAGGUGUGCGAGCAUGGCCCUCAGGGGGGAGCCAGUGAAGAGCGAGUUGAGAUGAGUCUCAAGCGAGAACUGGAAAUCAUGCAGAGCAUUCGUCAUCCCAGCUUAGUCAACCUCAUGGCAUGGAGCAUAGAACCUACGAGAGCAAUCCUUGUCCUGACCUACUGCCCUGGAGGGGACUUGUUUGAUGUUGCUACAGCCCACCGGAAGCUCUUGACACCGCCUCUGAUGAGACGAAUCUUUGCCGAAUUGGUCGGUGCUGUAAAAUAUCUCCAUGAAGAAAUGAUUGUUCAUCGUGAUAUCAAGCUCGAGAACGUCCUUGUCAAUCUUACGCCCAACGAGCUCGCAGAUCCAUCAAUCGAUUGGACCACGUACCCGCAUUCAGUAAUAGCAUUGGCUGAUUUGGGCCUAUCAAGACGGAUUGCAGAGGACGAAAAGCUCGAGACACGCUGCGGAUCUGAAGAUUACGCUGCUCCAGAGGUUAUCAUGGGUCAACCUUACGACGGUCGUGCUACCGAUGCAUGGUCCCUUGGUGUGCUGCUCUAUGCCCUGCUCGAAUCUCGACUCCCGUUUGAUCCUCCUCCGGGGAUGAACGACUCUCAUAGAAUGCGUAGUCGAAAGAGUCACCGGAUUGCAAGAGGCGAAUGGCGCUGGAUCGAGUAUGGCGGCGAAGACGGCGAUCAUGAAGCCAACGAAGCCCGUUUCAAGGAGAGGGGCUUGCUUGACGCCAUGAACAUUACAGAAGGUCUCCUCAAGCGUGCACGAAGUCGCUGGACAUUACAGCAAGUAUUGGCCACGCAGUGGGUGCAAGAGGGUGUUGCCGUUGAGGGUGGCAUACGUUUCAGAGAAGAAGUUGGAGGGGCCGAAGUGUGCUAAAAGCAAUCCAUAUCAGCGGUUGCUCCCAUGUCCUCAAAAAUGUGGAAGACGUGAAUUUUCUUUUCUUCUCAGCAAGAGGCAGCGAGAUGGAAGACCACCUUUGGUUCUCUCUCAUGCUGCCAAAGCCAUCGCUUGGCAUGAUGCUUUCUUUAGGCUCAACCACAUGUCAGCCUUUCGUUUUAUUCUUCUUUUCGCCAUUUUUUUUAAACCCGUCUUUCUUUUCUCAAGGCAUCAGGACUAAACUGGCGCUAACAUUCGAAUUAUGCGCUAUUGCUAUAUCAACCACGGAAAUGGACAGAAAGCCCAUGUAUGAUCAGGAGUUAUAGGGGCGGUAGAGGGAAGAAAAUCACUAUCGCAUGAAAACACACUUUUAAAGCACUAGGCAAUGGAGCAAUUUUUUGGAAGGGAGAUGGGAUGAGUUUCAAAGUAGGAGAGACUAUGCGGGACAUGUAUCACGUAUGAACUCUUUUAAAAUAAGGGGGAAGGGGUUAUUCAGCAGAUUGGGGUGUUUGGUUGGAAGAAGGGCUGCCUUUUUAUGUAUUUCGGAACUCUUUUCUUUUCUUU